Messenger RNA from Vigna angularis (adzuki bean), 2248 nucleotides. RefSeq names its product transcription factor TCP8. NCBI's taxonomy places the organism in Eukaryota, Viridiplantae, Streptophyta, Magnoliopsida, Fabales, Fabaceae. Gene Ontology annotation, cellular component: nucleus. Gene Ontology annotation, molecular function: sequence-specific DNA binding; DNA-binding transcription factor activity. The transcript has 2 exons. The coding region runs from base 297 to 1850 and encodes 517 amino acids. The record is from RefSeq and is a predicted model, not a curated record.
GUCUUAGCAGAGAGGAAGACAAUAGUCAAUCAAAAGGGAAGAACCCCACAAAGUGAGGUCCAAAGACUCAAAAUUUAAAAACUCUUUCUCUUUCUUUCUUUCUCUCUCUCUUUGUCUCUCUUCUUUCUCUUUCUGUCUAAAAGGGAAAUAGAGAAUGGGGACGAGGGAGAUAGAGUCGGAAGAAUGGGGGUCAUGAUUCAUCAUCCAAACCCAUUUCAUUCCAUUGCCUUCAAAGAAAAAUUAAAAACAAAAAAAUAAAAAAGACAAGUAAAUCUGAUCAGAGCCUCCCCCACCAAAUGGAACUAUCAGAUUUGCAAAACAACAAGCAAAACAUCACCAACACAAACAACACCAACACAAAAACAAACACAGGACCACCACCAGGAGCAGCUGCAGCUGCUGCUGCUGGCGGUGGCGGCGGUGGUAGUGGUGGUGGUGUUAGUGGUGCUACUCAUCCUCGUCCACACCCCCACCAUCAUCACCAACAAUCCUCUUCUUCCCAUGUUGUCAGGCCAAACCCUCCAUCUCCUUUCAUCUCUUCCUCCACCACUUCUUCUUCUUCUAAUUCUUCCUCCUCUUCCUCUUCUGCGUCAGCUUCUUCCCACAUCAUCGAUGCCUCCUUGGCCAUCGCCACCAGAUCUGAUGAUUCCGCCAACAAGACCCAACCGCUCUCCACCGCCGUCGCCGCGCCCUCCCCCGCCGCCAACCCUCCCAAGCGAUCCACCAAGGACAGGCAUACCAAGGUAGACGGCCGCGGCCGCAGAAUUCGAAUGCCCGCCACCUGCGCUGCUAGGGUUUUCCAAUUGACUAGAGAAUUGGGCCACAAGUCCGACGGAGAGACCAUCGAGUGGCUCCUCCAGCAGGCCGAGCCCGCCAUCAUCGCCGCCACCGGGACCGGCACCAUCCCCGCUAAUUUCUCCACCCUCAACGUCUCCUUCCGCAGCAGCGGCUCCACGUUGUCCGCACCGCCGUCCAAGUCGGCCCCGCACACCUUUCACGGCGCGCUCGCACUCGCUCACCACCCUUACGAUGAAGCCUUUCAGCACACCGCUUUACUUGGCUUCCACCCUCACGCUCACGCUCACCAGCAGCACCAACAGCACCAGCAGCAACUUCUUUCCGCCGAUCAAAUCGCGGAAGCGCUUCCCAGCGGCGGCGGUGACUCCGGCGAUAGCUAUCUCAGGAAACGCUACCGAGAAGAUCUGUUCAAAGACGAUAACAUUAACUCCCAAUCACAGAACGAGAGCGGUGACGGUUCUUCGCCUAAAACUCCGAAUCUACAGCUACCGAAGCAGCAGCCCCAGCAGCAAAACGAAGCUGGUUCUGGGCUUCUCAGGCCCACGAAUUUGCUACCCGCCACAGCGAUGUGGGCCGUGGCACCCGCUCCAGCGAGUGGACCUCCGGGCAGCACAAUUUGGAUGCUUCCGGUAACCGCGGCUUCUUCCGGUUCUGCUGCAGCUGCCGCUUCAGCCUCUUCUUCUGGCGGUGGUGGAUCCUCUGCGAGUUCGGAGAGUCAGAUGUGGCCUUUUCCUCAGAGUGGUUUCAUGCCAAGGUUCAAUCUUCCGAGUGCGCUUGAAUUCCAAGGCGCACGUGCGGGUUCUCUGCAAUUAGGGUCAAUGUUAAUGCCGCAGCAACCUUCUCAACAUCUGGGUCUCGCCAUGUCCGACUCCAACUUCGGCAUGUUAGCUGCCCUUAAUGCUUACUCAAGACCUGGUUUCAAUAUUAAUUCCGACAAUCAUCAUCCUCAUCACCAUCACCAUCAUCACCAUCAUCAUCCCUUGGAGCAUCAGCAUCAACAUCAACAUCAACCCAGUGAGAGUGGAGAAGAUGCUCCUAACAGCUCCCAAUGAACUCUCAAAUUGAUUGGAAGUUGAGUUGAAUGAAUUUGUGAUAAGUGAGUGCUUUUGAAAAAUCCAUGGAUGCAUGCUAGCUCAUGCUCAUCACAGUUGAGUAGAUAAUUAGAUGUGCUUCUGAUUAUGCUUUUUUUUUUUUAAUUUAUUAUUUACAUUUUUUUGCACUUCUUUUCUUUGUAGAGAGUGCAUUUUCUUUAGCUUGAUCUGGAGAUCUCGGUAUGUUUGGUUUUGGUCCAAAGGGACGUAGGAGACUGAGAGAGUUUGUAUAGGAGGAAAUUUGUCUUGCUAUUUUCAUUUACUUUAUUUGCUUCUUCUCUUUUCUUUCUAUGUAUGACAGCAUGAAAAAAAUAUUAAAACAAAGGAAUUUAAAUGGAAAGAUUUGAUUUCCUUCCUUC